Misgurnus anguillicaudatus (oriental weatherfish) is the source of this 2017-nucleotide messenger RNA. Its product is annotated as 5-hydroxytryptamine receptor 5A. Gene Ontology annotation, biological process: G protein-coupled receptor signaling pathway. Gene Ontology annotation, molecular function: G protein-coupled receptor activity. Gene Ontology annotation, cellular component: membrane. The record is from RefSeq and is a predicted model, not a curated record. Lineage: Eukaryota; Metazoa; Chordata; Actinopteri; Cypriniformes; Cobitidae.
AUGAAUAAGUGUUAUGAGUUUGAAACGCAGAGCUCAGUGGAGAACUCGACAGUCUUCUUGUCCUCUCAUGCACGUCUGAUGUUGGAGACACUGAUGGUCAUCAUGAGUCUGGGUGCAGUGACAGGAAAUGUUCUGGUUAUUGUGAUUGUGGCAGCCACAAAAACUUUCCACACUGUGACCUCAGUCCUGAUCAUUAAUCUGGCUAUUAGUGAUCUGUUAGUUGGAGUCGGUGUUAUGCCGUUUGUGGCGGUUUCCAUUAUGAACAACGGAUGGGUCAGCUGCAAUGAUCUCUGUCUAUUUGUUGGUUACACCUCUUCUGUCUACUGCACCGUGUCGGUCUUAACUCUUGCCGCUAUCGCACUGGACCGUUACUUCUCCAUCAUGGACUGCCUGCGCUACAAUUCCCGCUGCACCAUAUGGACAACAGGUUCGGCCGUGUUGUGGAUCUGGCUGCAGGCUAUGGUGACCAGCUGUCCUCCUCUUUUCGGUUGGAGCGACGUGGUCUACGUGGCUCCUAUGUACAGCUGCGCUGUAAACUGGGCAAACAGCCCCAGCUACACAGUUUUUAUGUCUGUAUUAUGCUUUCUUCUACCCGGUGCAAUCAUCCUGUACUGCUAUGUGAAGAUUGUUCGUGUGGCACGCUACCAUGCCAGAAGGAUCCAUAGCUUGGAGGAACACUUCCGGACAAAGCCCACAUCGGCAUCUGUGUCGGAUCUUCAGCGUUCAUCUGCAGAUGUGGACGUUUUUGCACCCUCCAAGCUGGUGUAUUACGUGAGUGGUAGGUUUGUGGCUGACGUGCAGUUGGAGGUUCCUGGUGAAGCAACAUCUGGAGAUAUCUCAUCCACCCAAUCUGGUGGACGUCUGCACUCCAUCCUGGCUCAGCUCCACAGCAGCAGUCCUCAGCAUCCCAACCAACCUCAGCAUCACGGCAUCUUAAGAUUGUUUCUGGUCAUCGCCACCUUUUUUCUUUGCUGGACACCAUACAUUUGCGUGUCUCUUGUGCGGGCCGCUGAAACGGCUCUUUCUUGGCGCACCAGCUUCGUUCCCCCCUCAGCGGUUACGUUCUCCUACUGGCUGCUGUUGUUUAAUUCGGAUAUCAACCCGUUGCUGUACGCCCUCCUGAGCAAGCGCUUUCAGGGGGCUCUUCAGGGUUUAAGAUGCAGGAUUCAGGCCAGGCUGGGUGGAGCUGUUGCACUAGCAGGAGCUGAACGAUCUACAGGUGGAGGUGGAGCAGACAGCGACCCCACUAACAGCUCCAGAAAUGACAGUGCUCCUCUGGAGUCAACAUACUCUUCUGUCUGUACUCUAAGCUCUUCGUUCCCAAAGAACCUUGAGGAGGAGAUCAGGAAUGUUCUUCCGUCUGGAAGUGUGACGACUGCUCGGUCUGUCUGUCGUAAAUGUAGUGGGAAUAACGUUAAGACUUCAGAUCACCUGCAGGUUCCCUCCAGACAGUGUGAGAGAAACAGACUUCCCGAUUCUGCCGCAACUAAAAAGAAACAAGCAACUUUCUUUUAUGGAGAGAUUACGGUAAGAGUAGAGCAUGAUGUUUGCUGAAGAUCUUAUAUACUGCAUGUGUAACUGAAAACACAACUGCCUGUUAAUUUACAAAUGUGGACGAUUAUUUUUUUGAACUUUGAAUGAUUAUAAAACCACCAAGUAAAUAAAAUAAGUUAGCAAAAUUUUGGAAAAACCGGAAGGAUACUCUGCUCUCAAACGCUGGGGGUGUGUCCACUGUCAGCACUGAAACCACGCCCACUCGCGACAAAGCUGACGUCUCUCUCAACUUUUUAAUACAGAUACAACCUGAAUGGAUGCUCAUGGUUGUGUUAGGGGCGGGGCCACGCUCAGUGACUCCAGUGCAUCAUCGAGCCACCAUUUUAGCCACGUCCAAAUAAUCCUUCAUAAUUCAUUACUACAUAGUUUACAGACUUUCUAUUGUGCUUACAGCAAUACAUUUCUAACAUUUAUAAUGUGUUUACAAACAAUUCUCUAAAAUGACACAGACUUUGUUGUAUUA